Messenger RNA from Nothobranchius furzeri (turquoise killifish), 3495 nucleotides. It is a transcript of the gene inpp5ja, whose product is annotated as inositol polyphosphate 5-phosphatase K. Gene Ontology annotation, molecular function: phosphatidylinositol-3,4,5-trisphosphate 5-phosphatase activity; phosphatidylinositol-4,5-bisphosphate 5-phosphatase activity. Gene Ontology annotation, biological process: negative regulation of peptidyl-serine phosphorylation; phosphatidylinositol dephosphorylation. Lineage: Eukaryota; Metazoa; Chordata; Actinopteri; Cyprinodontiformes; Nothobranchiidae. Gene Ontology annotation, cellular component: plasma membrane; cytoplasm; ruffle. The record is from RefSeq and is a predicted model, not a curated record.
UUUAAUUAGAUGCUGCUUUCUUGUGCUUUUAAAAAUAUACAUUUAUUUGAUUUUUUUUAUGUGUCUUAGAUUUGCUAACUCCUAGACUGAAUAGAGACCCACUUUCUAUUCAAGUAAACACCGUAAUCCAUUCUGCAGCUUGUGUUUAGCUGGGUUUCUCUGACAGAAAGGCACUUUUCCACUCUGUAAAUUAUUAAAAGAGAGGUGUUUGAUUUCUGUGUGGGGCAGCCAGGAAGCAAAAUGGAGGCCACUGUCGAGUGUCCUCCUUUAAUGCAAUCCACCUUCUCUCUUUGUGACCUGCAGAGAUGGUUUGAUGUGCAGCUGUGUCCCAUCCAUGGCUGAAAGGCUCCUCCAAUGGGAUCUUGGUUUAGUGACAGGGUCAGGGGGUUAUUAAUGUUGCACGGCUACUUUUAUGUAAUCCAGGGCAUAAACCUAAAGCUAUCUCCUGAUUAUAUCAAUAAGUGACACCUGGGAGGAGGGUCUAUGUGUUAUGUGAUGCUACAAAGCAGACAAUUGAGGAAUGGGUGCUUUAUGCUGGCUGCAUCACUUUUUAGCAGUACUAAUAAAAAUGUGUGUUCCAGUUCAUGCAGGUGGAUGGAUCACCUGCCAGGGAAAGGAAUUCUCCCAGACCCUUGUGGUCCUGAUGCAAAGCCCAGACCCAGUGCAUUCAGUGGAGCGAGCCCAGCUUUGCAGGAGCCACCUCUCCUCGGCUCAUCUGUGACACUCCGGACUCCAAGCCCCACACAGGCUCCUAUUAAAGCAACAGCUCCGAUGCAAUCAGAGCAGACAACACCAGCGAGCAUAAGCCGGCCCAGACCGACUGCUCUUGGGACUAAAGCUGCUUCAAAACAGACUAAAGCCUCACUGGAAUCUUCCAAGGAAAUAGACUUGAUUCCUGUUUGCAUCCCGGGUCCUCAGAGUGCCAACGUCAUCCCGCAUUCCUCCUCAGAGCCUUCGUUUCCUAACAGCAAUCCCCCAGGUCCUCAACUUUACCUGAACCCCGCUCCCAGCAUUCUUCGUUCCAGUCCUAACCUGACCCCGAGUCUCAGCCCCAAACCCAGCUCCGGACUUCAGCCACAGGACGCUCCGUCACCCAGGAGCUCGAUGCAGAUUCAGUCUGAGAGGCCAGGAGGAGAGCACGACUUCAGAGUGAGCAUCGUCACAUGGAACGUGGGAUCAGCUGUCCCACCAGAUGACAUCACGUCUCUGUUUGGACCAAAUGUUUUGGACGGGAGCAUCGACAUGUUCGUCAUCGGACUCCAGGAGGUCAACUCCAUGAUAAACAAGAGACUGAAGGAUGCUCUUUUUUCAGACCAGUGGAGCGAGCUGUGCAUGGACACGCUCAGUCCGUAUGGAUAUGUUUUAGUGGCAUCUCAGCGCAUGCAAGGAGUCCUGCUCAUGGUUUUCUCUAAGUUCAGCCAUCUCCCAUUCCUCAGAGACGUGCAGACUCAGAGAACACGAACGGGACUGGGAGGUUACUGGGGGAAUAAAGGCGGCGUUAGCGUGAGAAUGACGAUGUUUGGCCACCCCGUGUGCUUUCUGAACUGUCACCUUCCGGCUCAUAUGAGGAACUUGGAGCAGCGGAUGGAGGAUUUUGAAAGCAUCCUUCAGCAGCAGCAGUUUGAAGGAGGAACGGCCACUGGUGUGCUGGACCAUGACGUAAUUUUUUGGUUUGGGGAUUUAAAUUUCCGUAUCGAGGACUAUGACAUCCACGUGGUGAAAUGUGCCAUUGACAGUAAUAAGUUGCCUCUUCUGUGGGAGCGAGAUCAGCUCAACUUGGCCAAAAACACAGAGUCCAUCCUGGAGGGCUUCAUGGAGGGGCCCCUCAACUUUCCUCCCACCUAUAAGUUCGAUGUGGGGACUCACACCUACGACACCAGUUCAAAGAAGAGGAAACCUGCAUGGACAGACCGCAUUCUCUGGCGCCUUCGCCGCACUGGUUCCCCAGUUCCUACCCACAAUGCAUCACUGCAGCGAGGUCUGACCUCCUGGCUGGGUGGGGCGACUAAAGUGAUACAACAUAGGUACCAAAGUCACAUGGGCUUCACCAUCAGCGACCACAAGCCGGUUUCUGCCCUGUUUUCUCUGCAGUUCCCAUUCAGGCUGGACAUUCCUCUGGUGGAGCUGCAGGUGAACAAGGAGUGGUGCAAAGCCUCGGACGCCACAGUCAGAUUCACAGUUACUUCAGCAUAUCAGCGCAGCUCAUGGGACUGGGUCGCAAUUUACAAGGUUGGAUUCAGACAUCACAAAGAUUAUCAGGCUUAUGUUUGGGCCAAAGGAGAACAUGCUACUCAGGUCACAUUCUCAGAGGAGGAUUUACCGAGAGAUGAUUGUGAAUUCAUCCUGGGUUACUACAGUCAUAUUAUGAACAGUAUCGUUGGGUUAUCUUCACUAAUUCAGAUCAAGAUGCCAGCUCACAGCCCCAGUGUGUGUCGCUCUGACAGCUCUGAUGUCAGCUCAGAAGAUGACAGCACUUUAGUCCUGCUGGCUUCAAACUCCCGCAGUCCCAGCCCUAAAACAGGCAAACGCCAGCACCAACACCGCCGUAGCCGCAGCCCGGCUGUUCCUGCACUGUCCCCCAACCCACUACCUGCCCUGCAAGGCCUCAGCCUCUGUCCUCGCCCUAAAGAGUGCCAUACACAAAACCGAUCGCCCUGCUCGGCUGCUAAGAAGGAGCGCCUGGUCUCCCCUGACACUGUGAUGUCUCCCAUCAUCACCCCUCUCAGUCCUCGUAGUCCAGUAUCCCCAGGUUGUGGCGUGACAGCACCAGAGGCCCUGAUUGUAGCCAUCCUAGGUGAGCACAGUCCUGCUCAGGUUAGCCCCACGAGGGUGAAAAACAUCAGGAAGCUGGAGGAAACGGACACGAGAAAGAACAUAGAGUUAGAAUGAAAUUGAGGAUGUCUAUAAUGUCUGACGUCACUUGUCUCUGAGCUCAUAGAAGCAAUACAUGAUGUAGUUUGCAAACAUUCUGCAUUUUAGCUGUGCAUUUUCCUGUUUGUGAAUCAAAUAUUUCAUGCACUUUAUAUAAUACUUCGAGCUAAAUUUGUGAUCUGACUCUUGGGAUCUUUUAUCAUAAUGCAAACAAGCUUAACAUGAAACCAGAGUCUGAGCGACUUGGUGAUGGAUGUGACCAGCUAUCAUUUACAGCAAUAUGGAUCCAUGUCAACGUUUAUAUCAGAAUAAGAACCCUGGACCAGAGGUAUUGAUGGGGUUAGAGUUCACGCCCGACAAAGGAACAUGUUUGUGUGUGUGGCUAUUUGUAAGUGUUAGUUUGUUCAUUUAAAUGUGUGAAACUUGCCUUUUUAGACCUCAUGAUUUUAACUCCGUACGACCCAGUCUGCAUUGAUGUGAAGAUGGACAUCAUUGUUCUCCACUCAUCAGGGAGAGUUUUGUUUGAUUGUGCAAAAGUAUGAAUACAAUUUUAAACAAAUAAGUCAUCAACAAACUAACAUAUUUGUAACCUUUCAUUGAAAUAAACACAUGUGUGCAAAUUGA